Molecule: messenger RNA, 531 nt
Organism: Colletotrichum orchidophilum
Lineage: Eukaryota; Fungi; Ascomycota; Sordariomycetes; Glomerellales; Glomerellaceae
Exons: 1
Source: RefSeq, a predicted model, not a curated record
ACCAUCCCGUCCCCGUCCCGACCGACAAUUUCCCCGGUCUGCCGACGCGACGUCGGUACGGAGGCACUACCUGAAUUGGACUAUCGUCCACGGCGGGCCCCGCUUAGUGUACCUGUAUCACAAUAUGAGCAUCAUCGAUGCGGAAUCCUUCUUUCGUGGGGGGAAUCGAUUGUUCUUGUCCCUUUGAUUAGUUGUUUCUCGGUUUCUGCUUUUGUGGAACGGGAUUGCUUCACACUCUCCGCCAACGCAGUCUCGCCGACCACCAGCUCGCAAAGGAGUGCCAAAUUGCCUCAUAGAAGCAUGUCCAUCGCGUUUCGGCGUGUUUGCUCCACCUCGGCAAAGCAACCCGUCUCGAUAAGAGUAUCCGCCAACCAGUUCUGCGCGGACAACGUUGCAACCUUCCCCAGACAAAGCGCCCUUGGCAUGCUUCUUGUCGAGCUUCCUAUCAGGUUUCACUGCCUUAACAAGUCUGGCGGGGAAGCGGGGAGAUCACUGCAAGCGUAUCGCGGGAAAGACGGGAGACAACGGUAG